CGAAGAACACAUGUGAUGAUUCGAAAGAAAGAAAUCCAAUUUUAUCCAAACCCCAAUCUAGCGUUGUAGCGUAGCACAUCGAGCACAUCUGUUUGAACUUCUAGGGAAAUAGAAAGUUUUUGAAAUGGAUGAGACUUACCCAAUUGAGGCCUAUCCGCAUGCUUCUCAGAAGUUCAAUUUCAAGAGUUACUUUAGAAAUUACUCUGAGUUGUUGAAAGAAACUUGGUACAUUAACCAAGGUGUAUUGGAAAGACUUAACAAUGAUGAAGAAAAAAUUGCUUCCCAAUUGGGAAUUGAGAUGAGGGAAUACCAUCGACUGGAAGAACGUUGCAGUAUUGCUCUGUUGCAAUGUGAUCCACUUGAGAUGGAAAUAAAAGCUGGUCAGCUAGCAGAUCCUGAGAGACGAGCUACUAGGAAACUAGCAACUGCUGUGGAGUUAAAAGCGCUUAAAGCAUGUAACCAUAAAUAUGAAAGUAAACUUAGAGAGUUGAGAAGAACAGCUAUUCCACAAUUUGAACAAGAAAUGAAUCCAUCUCCUGUAUUCAAGUUACUAGACAACCAUGUUGUGAUUGCCAGAGUGUUCAGGCCAUUUGAAAGCAACUUAGGUUCAAACACAGUUCCCCAUAUGCAGGACUUCAUGUUGCUGGGUUCACAGAAUUUGGUUGAUUUUAGGGACCAAAUAAUUUGCCUAAAUGAUGAAAUAAUGGUUACGGAAGACUCUAACCCUCGCACUCUCUCGACCGGUCGGCCAAUGAAGGAUCUCUUAAAUGCUAGCAUGUUUUUUAUUGGCAACACAUUCUACUCUGAUUUUCGAGAUUAUACGAACAUCGACUAUGGAGAUUUGAUAGAAAAGUGGGCUAAAGAUAAUCCAGAAAAAAACCUAGGUCCAUUUGAAAAAAAGAAAAUGGAAUGCACCACGAUUGCAGAUCUCGAAAUUCGACUUGGUUAUCCCUACGUCUUUGUCCAUCUCGGGAGUUGUGAGCAUUUAAUAACCUUUGUGGAUGCCAGGCUUAUGGUUCCAGAUGAUCUGCAAAACGUUGAUGAAUAUCCAUUAGCCGUUGAAACGGAUACUAACUUGUUGAUGUACUGCGGCGUUUGUGAUGUUCACGACACAAGCUACUAUGUUGACGACGAACAAUUGCCCACAAAACCGAUGAACUUGUGUGAGCAAUGUUUGAAAACUUUUUACAAAAAAAACGACCUUCUACCACCUAGUACUGAUGACGUCUUCUACAAAAGGUUGCCUCCAAAAAAACCGUUUGAAGUAAACGUUCUGGAAGACAUGGAGUACCAAGACUAAUAUUCCUUCCUUCCCUCUCUAUUUCAAGUUUUUCAUUCACGUCUCCCUCUUGCUCCCUGCAAGUCAAGUAUUUUUGCAUAAACACAAUGCAGAUAUCUUUCAUGUUGAAACGAAAUUUAAAUGUUGUAUUAUAGAGAAUAAUCCAGUCAUACAUUGCACCUUAUUUCCUUA
Messenger RNA from Daphnia pulicaria, 1471 nucleotides. RefSeq names its product snRNA-activating protein complex subunit 3-like (gene Pbp49). Gene Ontology annotation, biological process: snRNA transcription by RNA polymerase III; snRNA transcription by RNA polymerase II. The record is from RefSeq and is a predicted model, not a curated record. NCBI's taxonomy places the organism in Eukaryota, Metazoa, Arthropoda, Branchiopoda, Diplostraca, Daphniidae. Gene Ontology annotation, molecular function: RNA polymerase III type 3 promoter sequence-specific DNA binding; core promoter sequence-specific DNA binding; bent DNA binding. The transcript is spliced from 9 exons. The coding region runs from base 125 to 1300 and encodes 391 amino acids. Gene Ontology annotation, cellular component: snRNA-activating protein complex.